Molecule: messenger RNA, 3412 nt
Organism: Labrus mixtus (cuckoo wrasse)
Lineage: Eukaryota; Metazoa; Chordata; Actinopteri; Labriformes; Labridae
Gene: scdb
Product: stearoyl-CoA desaturase b
Exons: 6
Coding region: 228-1241 (337 amino acids)
Biological process (GO): response to fatty acid; unsaturated fatty acid biosynthetic process
Cellular component (GO): endoplasmic reticulum membrane
Molecular function (GO): stearoyl-CoA 9-desaturase activity; iron ion binding; palmitoyl-CoA 9-desaturase activity
Source: RefSeq, a predicted model, not a curated record
GAGCAUGUGGCAUCAAUUUCACCAUCCACCAGUUGCUUUAAAUUGCCCCCAUAAUGGGCAGCAAGGGACUUCUGUUAGGCUGAAUCAAUGCAACAGUGUUACCUUCUUUAUUUUUAAUUUCUUCAUCCCGAGUGUGACUGGAACCUCUACAGAUUUGGUACCCUCCUCUUUAGGAGAGCAGCACUUGGAACCUCUUUAGCAGCAGCAGCAGCAGCAGCAGCAGCAGCAUGUCUAAAACGGAAACGGAGACUCUUCACAUGGCCGGCGGUACGCACCAGCUGAACGGAGGUGCCAUGGCAGAAAGAUCGACGGUGGAGGAUGUUUUUGACGACACCUACAGAGAGAAAGAGGGUCCGAAACCGCCGAUGAUGAUGGUGUGGAGAAAUGUUAUACUGAUGAGCCUCCUACAUGUCGGUGCGCUUUAUGGACUGAUUCUGCUUCCCUACGCAUCGUUUUCAACUCUAGUAUGGACUGCAGUGUGCUACCUCUUCAGCGGGCUCGGUGUGACUGCAGGUGUGCACAGAUUAUGGAGCCACAGAUCCUAUAAGGCUUCAUUUCCCCUGCGAGUUUUCCUUGCUCUCGCCAACUCCAUGGCCUUUCAGAAUGAUAUAUAUGAUUGGGCGAGGGACCACCGUGUCCACCACAAGCACUCAGAGACGGACGCGGACCCUCACAAUGCCACGCGGGGGUUCUUCUUCGCCCACAUCGGUUGGCUGCUGGUUCGUAAACAUCCCGACGUCAUUGAAAAGGGCAAAAAACUGGAACUGACGGACCUCAAGGCAGACAAAGUGGUCAUGUUUCAGAGACGGCACUACAAGCUCUCUGUGGUGAUCCUUUGCUUCCUCGUGCCCACGUUGGUGCCCUGGUACUUCUGGGGGGAGUCCUUGGCUGUGGCAUACUUUGUCCCUGGACUUCUGAGAUACGCCCUGAUGCUCAACGCCACAUGGCUGGUGAACAGCGCUGCACACAUAUGGGGCAACAGGCCGUACGACAAGACCAUCAACCCCAGGGAAAACCCACUGGUUGCUUUCACUGCCAUAGGUGAAGGCUUCCACAACUACCAUCACACGUUCCCCUUCGACUACUCCACCAGCGAGUUUGGCUGCAAGCUCAACCUCACCACCGCCUUCAUAGACCUCAUGUGCUUCCUGGGUUUGGCCACUGACUGCAAGAGGGUGUCCAAGGACAUGAUCGCUGCUCGCAUAAAGCGAACAGGUGACGGCAACUACAAAAGUGGCUGAGUCGCACGAGCUUACAAACUCUGUAUUCGAUACAAACAUGUCGAACCGAGACGGUAUGUAGCAACAGGCAUAGCAGCAUUUCAGUAGUGCAGGAUAGGGGAAUAAUCAUGCUUUUGAUUAUAAGAUAAACCUCGUUCUGAGACUAAUAUUGGCUUUGUAUAAAUUGUGUGAGUCUCUUAAAAAUUUGAAGUGUCCUCAGCGACCAUUAGCCAUAGCCACCCUCUUGGCUACAUGUGCAAGCACAGUCUUUUCGCCAUAACACGGAUACAAAGAGAAUAAAAUAGGUUAAUUGAGAUUUAAGUCCCUUCCCGCAGUAGAAAGACAACCCAACAAGUCUGUGUGAGUGGUGCGUAAAAAAAAAAAAAGCAGUGAUUCCAGAAUAAUUGACUGUUUGUCUAAUUUGUUAUUGUGCUGCGUAUUAAAAGUCUUUGGCACUUUGAAAGCUUUACUGAAUCCUCGUGACUGUGAGGUUUCUCUACAGGCGAGAUGGAAAGCCUUUUUCGCUCUAACAUCUGUCAGAAGUGCUUCGUUUCAACUUGAUUUUUGUCUCCGCUUGAGCAAAGGUUGUCUUUGUAUUUGGUCGACCAGUCGUCUCACUGACCAUUAAGCUGUUGUUAACCAUCAAGGCAGCACUCCAUAUCAUUGUCCCAAUUUAUCAAACCCAGGAUGAACACAGUAAGAUUCCAUUAUUAUACUGCCUAUGGGUUACUCUAAUGCCCACUGUCUCUAACUGCCUGAGAGGCUCCUAAUGAGGAUAAAGUUCUCUGGUGUAAUGCAGAAUGUACCUCUGAUUGAGUGGGGGAAGCUGCCAACGUGUUCAUCAUUAACCAUCUGGACUGAAACACAGUGACUUACUUAUCAUUCUAAGUCUGAAAAGAGAGAAUUAUUUGUGUUUUGUUUUUUUCUGUAUUUAUUUGAAAUACGCUCAAAUAUAAUUUUCUUGCUCUCCCUAAUUAUACGAGGCCAUGGAGGCAUGUGCAGGAGGUGUGUUUACCUUUUGUACUGUGCAAUAUUAUGACAUGUGUCAGGACUUCUUGCCCAAAUGCCUUAUGAGUAUUUUGCACCUGUUUGAAAGAUUAAAAGUGCAUGUUUUGAAAACAAAUUAGGGCUCAAAUUCUCUUUUUCUCCUAAUCCCAGUUGUGUGGUCUCUGUAUAUAUUUCAAAUGAAAUCCAUAUUUACGAUAAGCUAAGCUGGGACCAUUCAACGCAUCUUUGAAAACAACACAAAUGGGUUACUCUGAUUUAUAGCAAAUACUUUGCUCCACAAGUCAGUAAAGUAAAGUGUAUUUGUAGAGCACCUUUCAUAGAUACAGAUCACAAAGUGCUUUACAUGAAAACAAGUACACAAUCAAACAAAAUAGCUAAGAACAAUAUAGAGCGCAGGGCUGAUGGUUAAAAUCACAGCAACAAUAAAACAAAUGAGAACAGUGAUGCCUAAAAAUGCAAAUGUCACUGAGAUAUAAAACUAUAAUAAAUAUGACAAUAGAAGCAGUACCUUCAGUAUGCUAGUCUGAAUAAAAACAUUUCCAGCUGCUCUGUGACGGUGUUACAGGAAUUUAAGGACCACAUAGAAAAAGGGAGAGCAUUCCAAAGACUGGGAGCAACGUCUUGAAAAAGCACGGUCACCUCAUGUUUUAAAGCGGGUACGGGGAACAGCCAAUAGAUUUGGGUCAGAAGACCUGAGAUAGUAAGGGAGAAGGAGCUCAGCUGUGUAGUAUGGUGUUAGACCAUGUAGGACUCCAAAAUUUAGCACGGGAGCGUUAAUUGGAUGCGAGACCUUCUGUGGAGCCGACGCAGACAUGACACAACUGGCGCGGCGUGUGACCUCUUGUUAUUUCCUGUUGAAAAGCCCACCUGCUGCGUUUUGGACAGUUUGCAGGCGGUUUAGGGAAGUCAGGUUGAAACAGGUAAAAAAAAAAUAGCGUUCUAAAAAAAAACUAAUUGAGAGGAAACAAAAGCAUGAAUGAUCCUCUCUCCAUUUGGACCUCAGUCACAACAGCUCUUAGUUCAACGACAUCCAAACAUGCUAUGAUAUCUUUUACACUGAGACUGUUUACAAUGUUAACUGCUAGAAGUUUAAAUGCCUUAAAAAAAAAAUGGCACUUUUUCAUUGAAUGGUUUGCCCACUGUAAUGUACCGUGAAAUAAAGCAUAUUUUCUACUUGUUUCAAA